Hippocampus comes (tiger tail seahorse) is the source of this 1456-nucleotide messenger RNA. RefSeq lists its product as uncharacterized. NCBI's taxonomy places the organism in Eukaryota, Metazoa, Chordata, Actinopteri, Syngnathiformes, Syngnathidae. Bases 184 to 1437 code for a protein of 417 amino acids. The transcript is spliced from 2 exons. The record is from RefSeq and is a predicted model, not a curated record. Gene Ontology annotation, biological process: cholesterol metabolic process.
AGGAGGGCUGUGGGAUGUCCGGUAAAGGAUGGGGAUUCUCAUUGGCGGCUUGGGAAGAGAUUGCUUGGAAUUUGAGGCAAACCCGUGGAGGGGACACAGAAGAAUCCUACAAUCGGCAGUCUUCUCAGUCUUAGUCCAGUCACUGUGCGGAUUCUGCUCCUAUUAACUGAGUAUAACAGCGGAAUGAUGACCUCCAAGUCGAAGUGGCUGAUUGUAGUCCUGCUUCUGCUCAAUGAACAAGCACUGUGCAAGGUGCAGCCUUCUCCGCGUGGAAUUCUUAGAGCAGGCGGGACGGGCCGAAUAGAUCCACCAACGCAGCCACAAUUUGGUCUCCCCGUUGCAGAAGAGCCAGAUUCUGAAUCAACUCUUAGACCUGCAGAGAAGCGCCUAAAUUCAGCCAAACGUAUGGUAUCUCUCCUCAAAGCGAAGCUACAAGGCUCGAUUCCACAUCUCUCCAGUGUGAGGAAUAUAAGCUGUGGGGAGCUGCUGUCAGCCAGCGGUCUUGAUGACCCUUUCUCUUCCAAGUUCCCACAGGAGCUUCUGGGUCUGUCCUUGGUGCCAGUACUGGUGGUGGCUGGCUGCCCGCAGGAGGCGCACACGCUUGUGGUCAAGCUGUAUGGCUCGCUGGGCGUGGCCGAUACCAACGAACUCCUCCUUGAAGUGGAAGACUUGAUCCAGAGGAGAAAGUCACCAUCUGAAGCGAAAACAUCCACUCAGGAGAGUGACCAAGCAGAGCGCCACCUAGAUGCCGUCAUGUUUAACAUUCAGCAGCUGGCCACGGUGGGAAAGGGUUUAGGACGAGCGAAGCCGAUGCAAAAUUGCGACGGUUGGACCAGGGUUAAUGGAACCAUGCUGCUUGGAGUCGUUGUCCAGGAUGCUAACAGCGGGCUGGAGAAGGCCAUGGACACCUGUGAAAGGAUGGGGGUCAUGUGCGCCGGGGUCACAAGCGGUGGGCUCCCCGGACGAUAUCAGGCGGUGUUCAAGAAAGGCAGUCGCAUCCUACCCUCGCAAGCCACCGACUGUUGGAUCCGUCAGUGUUACGCAGAGCUUUCAUCCACCGGCGCCUCUGCUCGACGGCUGCGACGCGGCCUCCGGGGGACGUGCAUCAACCAAAAUGAGGAGCGCGUGUUCAGAGUGAUGGAGUGGAUCCCUGCAGUCAGCACCCUCUACAACUUGGGCACGGCUGUUUACUACGCAUCGGUCAACUGCUCCGAAACGGCCAAAGAAAGAGCCGUACUCACCGCCGUGGACCUCGGGACAGACGCCCUCAUGGUCGCCACGGGUGGCACCGCCGGUGUGGCUGGUUAUGCACUCGGUGCCGGUGUCAAGACAGGCGUCAAGGCUGGGGUUAAGUACCUACUAGGCUCCUUGAAGCAUGAAGAUGAUGUGUUGGUCAACCAGUCCAGAUGGGAGGAGGGUGUCUUUACUGUACAGUAAUCUUAAUGAACCACGCCAA